AUGAAAGAAAAAGGUGAUGUUAACAAAAGGGCACUAGAUAUUAAAGGGAAUGAUGAAUCAAUAAAAAAAAUAAAAACAGACGAUGAAGAGAAGGGAUAUGAGAAAAAAAACUUAAAUGAUGCGGAUAGUAAAAUAGAUAAUUCCUAUUCUUUAUAUUUAGAAUACCAGAAAGGAAGAAACAAAAAUUUAAAAGACAAUUUAGAGUAUAUAGAAUUGUUAAAAAAAAAUGCAAGAAGAAAAUACUUGAAAGAAAGAGAAAAAGAAAAAUUAGAUAUAACAAAAAAGUUGUUAGAUGAUGAACUAUUAUAUAGUACAAUUAAAUUAGACGAAAAGGAUAUUAAAGAAUUGGAGUUUUCUAAAAAAAUUUAUGAUAUAUCGAAAGCAAAUGUAAAACUAAGAGAAAAACUACAAGAAAGUUAUUACACUUAUCAAGAAGAUGUUGAUGACAAAUAUAGUAACCUUAUAGGAAAUAUAUUACAACAAAAUGAUAAUAAUGCAGAUCCAUCUUUAUAUAACUAUGAUCAGCAAAUAAUUAAUAAGGGUAUAAUGAAAUUUGGCUCAGAAGCCAUUCAACAAAAUAAUUUUACAAAUGACUUUGUUUUUGAUACUGGUAUCGAUUAUGCAAAGGAUACAAAGAGAGAAGUAAUAGAAGAUAAAAUCAGAGAUAAACAUAAAAGUAAAGACAAAGAAAGGUAUAAAGAAAGAGAUAAAAAAAGUGAAAAAAAAAAAUAUAAAGAAAAACAUGGAGAAAAAUAUUAUAAUAAGCACGAAAUGAAAAGUGAUAAAUACAAAAGAUAUAGUAGCAGUGAUGAUAGCUAUAGUAGUGAUUCUGAAAAGAUAAGCAAAAGCAAAAAAAAGAAAACUGAAAUGGAAAAGGAAAAAAAAAAUAAGAAAGAAAAUAUAAAAAGGGAUGAAAGUGGAGAUGAAAAAAAACUUUCGGAAAUGAAUAAUGGCUUAAAUAGUGCUGUAGAAUUUGUUCAUUUAGAAAGUUUGUCUGGUAUGAGUGAAAAAGAAAAAGAAUUACAAAAACUUUUUGAAGAUAUACAAAAAAAUAAAGAAAAAAAAAUGAAACAAAUAAUUAAUGAAAGGAAAAGGUUACCUAUAUAUAGUUAUAGAUAUGAUAUAUUGAAAGCUAUAAAAAAUAAUAAAAUUUUAAUAUUAGUUGGAGAAACAGGAAGUGGAAAAAGUACACAACUAACACAAUAUUUGUAUGAAUGUAAAUAUCACUUAUAUGGAAAUAUAAUAUGUACACAGCCAAGAAGAAUAGCUUGUAUAGCUAUAGCAAAUAGAGUAGCUGAUGAAAUGAAUGUAAAAGUAGGGAAAGAAGUUGGUUAUGUUAUAAGAUUUCAAAAUAAAACAAGUGAUAAUACAAAAGUUAUAUAUAUGACAGAUGGUAUGUUUUUACGCUUAUUAUUAUAUAAUCCAACUUUAGAAGGUAUAUCAGUUUUAAUUGUUGAUGAAGCUCAUGAAAGAGCAUUACAUACAGAUGUUAUAUUACCAAUAAUUAAAGAUAUAUGCAAUUUUAGAGAAAAUAUCAGAAUUGUCAUAUCAUCAGCAACAUUAGAUGCUGAGAAAAUUUCUUCCUAUUUUAAUUGUGCACCAAUAUUUUAUGUGCCAGGAAGAAAAUAUAAUGUCGAUAUUUAUUAUACUAUUAAUAAUGAAAGUAACUAUUUAUCUGCUAUUGUUGUAACUAUAUUACAAAUUCAUAUAACACAGGGAAAAGGUGAUAUAUUAGUUUUUUUACCUGGCCAAUUUGAAAUUGAAUUAGUUCAACAAGAACUUGAAAGUAAAUUAAAUGAAUUAGCUCCGAAAUUUCGGAACAUGAUUAUAUUACCUAUUUAUUCCUCUUUACCUGCUGAAUGUCAAUCACGUAUAUUUGAAGAUGUUGGAAAUGAGGAUGAUGUAAAAAAUGAAAAUAAUGACAACGACGAUAAAAGUGACGAUAAGGAAUCUAUCGAUGAUGAGGGUAAAAAAGAUGAUACAGAAAAAGAUGACGAAAAUAAUAAUAAUAAAAAAAGUAAUAAUGAAAAUGUUAAAUUAGCUACAAAUAACAUACGAAGAAAAAUUAUACUUUCAACAAAUAUAUGUGAAACGAGUAUUACUAUAGAUAACAUAAUAUAUGUUAUAGAUUCAGGUUUGUGUAAACAAAAAAUAUAUAAUCCUAAUUCGGGUAUAGAAUCUUUAGUCACUUUACCAUGUUCUAAAGCAUCUGUUAAUCAAAGAGCUGGUAGAGCGGGUAGAAAACAAGAUGGAAAAUGUUUUAGAUUAUUUACAAAAAAAUCGUUUAUUGAUUUAAGUGAUAAUUCUAUUCCAGAAAUUCAACGCUGUGAAAUUAGCAGUAUGAUAUUAUUAUUAAAAAGUUUAGGCAUGGAUGAUAUUAUUAAUUUUGAUUUUUUAGAUCCACCAUCUCCGGUUGUUAUAAUAAAAGGGCUCGAGCUUCUUUAUUCAUUGGGUGCAUUAAAUAAUGAAGGAAGUUUAACAAAAACUGGAAGGAAAAUGGCUGAAUUUCCAACAGAUGUAAAAUCGAGUAAAAUGAUUUUAUCAGCAUCGGAAAAAUAUAAUUGUGUUGAUGAAAUAUUAAGUAUUACAUCCAUGUUAACCCAUGCCAAUAGUAUUUUUUAUGUUCAAAAAGGAAAGGAAAAAGAAGCAGAUAACGUUAAAAAAUUUUUUAUUAUAGAAGGUGGUGGUGAUUUUUUAAUGUUUUUAAAUAUUUUUAAACAAUGUGAAGAAAAUAAUUUCUCUACCUCGUAUUGUUAUGAUCACUUUUUACAAUACCAUACACUUAUUAAAAUAAAAGAUAUAAAAACACAGCUAACUAGUAUAUGUGAAAAACUCGAUUUACCCAUAACUUCAUGUGGAAUCGAAAAACAUGAUUCUAUAUCUAAUAUUAAAAAAUGUAUAAUAAGCGGGUUUUUUACUAAUGCUGCUUUACCAAUUAAUAAAUCCGAACUCAAGAUAAUUAAAUUAAAUCAGGUUGUUAGUAUAUAUCCAAGUUCGGUACUAGCAAAAAAAAAUAUUAUGGAGGAAUAUCACAACUCAUGUAUUAUUUUUUAUGAAGUUAUUAAGAUAAAUAAAUCGUAUAUACGUUAUAACAUAGAUGUGAAUAAAGAUCUCCUUUUUGAAAUUGCAUCAUUUUACUUUUUCACCAAAAAUUCAUGA
Plasmodium vinckei vinckei is the source of this 3159-nucleotide messenger RNA. RefSeq names its product pre-mRNA-splicing factor ATP-dependent RNA helicase PRP2, putative. Lineage: Eukaryota; Apicomplexa; Aconoidasida; Haemosporida; Plasmodiidae. The record is from RefSeq and is a predicted model, not a curated record. Gene Ontology annotation, molecular function: ATP binding; RNA binding. Bases 1 to 3159 code for a protein of 1052 amino acids. Gene Ontology annotation, cellular component: catalytic step 2 spliceosome; intracellular anatomical structure. The transcript has a single exon.